Messenger RNA from Scheffersomyces coipomensis, 489 nucleotides. RefSeq names its product CXXC motif containing zinc binding protein. The record is from RefSeq and is a predicted model, not a curated record. Lineage: Eukaryota; Fungi; Ascomycota; Pichiomycetes; Serinales; Debaryomycetaceae. Bases 1 to 489 code for a protein of 162 amino acids. Gene Ontology annotation, molecular function: zinc ion binding. The transcript has a single exon.
AUGGUUAAAUUUUAUUUAAAUGUAUCAGCUACCUUAGAUGGCGUAACUAAUUUCCAACCCAUUGAUACUCCAGAAUCUCCAUUUGAAUAUACAUUUACAAUUCAAUGUACAAAAUGUCGAACUACUCAUGAUAAACCAAUUACGAUAAAUCGAUUUGAAGAACAUGAUAUUACGGGAUCAAGAGGUGAAGCCAGUUUUGUAUUCAGAUGUAAAGAAUGUAAAUCUGAACAUUCGAUAUCGAUAUUAAGAACUACUAAAUCAUUAACUUUAGAUGAUGAUAAGAAAUCAAUUCCAAUAUUAGAAAUUGAUGCUAGAGGUUUAGAUAUUGAAAAAUUCAUUCCCGAUGGUUUAUAUCAAGCUAUUGGUGCUGAAUCAAACACCAAGUUUAAUGAUUUUGAAUUUGAUGAUGGUGAAUGGUAUGAUUAUGAUGAUAAAGCAGGAGCUGAAGUUUCCAUAACUGAAGUUGAAUGGGAUGUGGCUCGUUCCUAA